Aspergillus sclerotioniger CBS 115572 is the source of this 1125-nucleotide messenger RNA. RefSeq lists its product as uncharacterized. Lineage: Eukaryota; Fungi; Ascomycota; Eurotiomycetes; Eurotiales; Aspergillaceae. The coding region runs from base 58 to 1125 and encodes 355 amino acids. The record is from RefSeq and is a predicted model, not a curated record. The transcript is spliced from 2 exons.
GGGGAUCACAACAAAGAGGAAAGCAUUCACCACGCGAAAUUGACUGUGAAGGGUCCCAUGGCUGCUCAUGCCCGGGCCAGUCCUCCCACUCGCGCCUUGUGUCUCCUGGACAGUGGGCUUGAUGACAUCAAAGUUCCCAGUUUACAGCCGCUGCCACUGAUCAAGACGCCCUCUAUUGUUUUCCUCAGAGCCAAUAAAACACCUUCUGCGACGGUGACUAAAUCGCCCUUGGAUCAGCACGUGGGCGAUCUGCCAAUCCCGGUGUUGGAACCCCAGCGUGUAGGUAGUCAUUCCUGUGCAACCAGCACCGCUUCCGUUGGAUUUCCAUGGUUAACCCGUCGUGUGCACGUCAAGAAACAGCCCUUUGAUAACAUGAACACUCCUGCACCAGUGCCCUGGGAUGGGCAGAUCAGGUGGGCACUGAGAGGCUGCAGUGUCUUCGACAACCUUGACGACGAGAUUGACGCAUUGCUGUACCGCCCGAACCUGAUCACCCAAGAACCCCCGGCUGACCUCUGGGUGUUUCAGUACGGCCUACGCUACCUCCCCGCCAAGCACGAAAGAGAUGUGUAUCGCGCUAUCACAAUCGAGAACCUACCGUCGGACGUGACAAUGAAACAAGUUUUGCCCCUCAUAUACGGUGAAAUUUAUUCAGCCCAUCUCCUCGAUACAGUGCCCAUUACCGGAUAUAGCACCGCUAUUGUCACUUUCGUGAGCCAGACGGAUACCCUUAGCUUCCUGAAGUCCUCGGGGGGAGAACUCAUGGUGGGAGCGGCACAGGCAAAAGUGACUCUGGUCGCGACUCCAACUUAUCCGAUGACUGCGACGAUGACCCGGCUGGUUCAGGAUGAGGGAUAUACACGCUGUGUCUGUGUUUCGGGUCUGCGGGAAAGUUUGCAGCAGGAAGUGCAUCGUGUCCUGAGAAAAUCGCCCCACACCAAUUAUGUUGAGCGCAUUGAAGAUGGAGAGGUGGUGGGUGACGUGAACAUUUGGUUUCAUUCCAUCAAGGUUGCGAUUGCGGCACAUGGGCUUCUGAAGAGUCAUCCAAGCUUUGCGGGCUGUAAAUUCCGGUUUCUAGAGGGGUUGAGACCGACCGCACGACCUGGAAUUGGGAAUUGGGAUUAA